Aspergillus brunneoviolaceus CBS 621.78 is the source of this 2175-nucleotide messenger RNA. RefSeq names its product trypsin-like serine peptidase. The record is from RefSeq and is a predicted model, not a curated record. The transcript has 5 exons. NCBI's taxonomy places the organism in Eukaryota, Fungi, Ascomycota, Eurotiomycetes, Eurotiales, Aspergillaceae. Gene Ontology annotation, molecular function: serine-type peptidase activity. Gene Ontology annotation, biological process: proteolysis. Bases 1 to 2175 code for a protein of 724 amino acids.
AUGCCUGUCGUCGCCGCCACUUGGACGCUGCAAAGCACGCCCUCCCAAGCAGCCGAGUCGUGCUUUGGUCUGCAGCAGGAGGGCGGCGAGUCCGUCUUCGAAGACGAGCGCCAACUCGUUGACCCAAUGCACCUUGCCCCCGGGGGCAAGUACCGCUCCAUCGUCAAACUCUUCAUGCACUACGCCGGCCAGUCCCCCAAUGACACCCGCUACGCGAUGGGCACGGGCUGGCUCAUCCGGGACGACCUCCUCGUGACGGCAGGCCACUGCGCCUUCGACUGGAAGGAGGGCUUCGGCCGGGCCAACGAGGUCAAGGCCUACAUCGGAUACAACGGGAAGGGGUCGAUCGACAGCCCGUCGGCGAACGUGCAGUUCCGGCACGGGGUCCGCAUCGUCACCACCGAGGGGUGGCUGCACUCGUCCUCGAACCGCCACAACGACUUCUCCGACACCCCCGUGGCGGGCUCCGACUCGAUCGGGGUUGUCGGGUACCCCGGCGAUAUGCGGUACAAGGGGGAGCCGGGCGCGCAGAUGUACGAGGAGUUCAAGGCCGUGCAGUGGAACCGCCAGGCGGCUGCGAACCAUAUGCUGGAAUAUCGGAUCGAUACUUACAAAGGCCAAUCCGGCUCCCCCGUCCUCCUCGAGAACCAACCCCACAUCUCCAUCGGCGCCCAUGUCUACGGCGACGUCGGCAACAACUCCGCCAGUCCGAUCAGCAACAGCAGCCCCAGCACCGCGGACAAUCUCCUCCUCGGCAAUCCCUACACAGACUACAUCAGCGUGUUCGAGAGCUACCAAACCUACCCCGUCCAAAGGUCCGACCCGCAAACCGGCAUCCAGUACCUGCUGGUCGACCGCCUCGGCCAGCGCCAGACCCGCACCGCGGAAGAGAACUUCUGGGACGACCUCAAAGACGUCCUGCAUGUCGGCGCGCCCAUCGUCUCCGGCGCCCUGACGACCGUCAGCCCGUUCUUGGGGCCGAUCGGGGGCUCCGUGGCCGCGUUGGCUGGCACGGCCAUCUCGGCCGCGGCGCAGAAGUGCGCGGAGAGUGGGUUCGUGGAUUCCACGCCCACCACCACCACCACCACCCUUGUAAGUGGUAGUGGUCCGAGCACCACCCUGUCUGGAGGGAGUUCGUCCCCCGGCUCGGCGCAGGAGAGUAUCCUGGCCGAAGCAGCGCUGCAGGCCUUCCUGAGAGCGGACGCGGAGAAGAUGAAGGAGCUGGGGAUCAGCACGAAGAUCAUGGUCGAGUACCAGAAGGCGGCGGCGGACGCGGAGGCGGUGGCGCCCCGGCUGCUGCCGGCGGUGGUCAUGCCCGCCGCCCUGCAGGUCGUCCAGGACGUGCUGGCGGGCACCAGCACCGAGUCCGCCAUGGUGACCUUUGGGACCGCGUCGGCGGCCAAGGUGUCUGCGCUGCGCUCGACGACGGCCACUUCAUCCUCCUCGAUGGCCUCGUUCACCGCGACGAUGGCGGGUGAGGACAGAGGGCUUAGCGCUGACCCCUUCACUACUCGGCUAGUCCGCGCGGCGCAGCAGUCCCCCGGAGAUGAGAGUUUCUGGAGCACGUUCAGCACGGUACUGUCGGCGGCGAGUCACGGGGUCGGCGCCGUGCAGACGGGGCUGUCGGUGGUGAGUCAGUUGAUCCCCUACACCAAGGCCAAGGGGGCGGAGAGUGCUUUCGAUUCCUUGGCGGAAGAGGAAACGCCCAUGGACCAGCAAAUGAAGACCCUGGGCCGUCGCGCCCUGUUGGCUGGGGCGACUUUGCGCGUGCUUCGCGACUUGCCCUCAACGAAGGAGGAGGAGAGCUUCUUCACCGCAAUCCAGUCGGCAGUGCAGAAGAUCGGGCCCUCGGUCAUGAAGUACGCCCCCGUCGUGGUCUCGGCCGUGCGGCCGGUGAUCGCCGCGUUGGCGGCGCCCAAGUUGCAGCAGCAGCAGGCAGAAACGAUGGUGACGGCGUUUGGAAAUGGCGAGUCGAGCUAUGCCUCGUCGAGCUCGCGCGAAUCGAAUGGGCUGGUGGUGCCGCGCGUGAUCCGGAAGAAGACGAGUCAGAGCUUCUAUGACAAGGUUAUGGGCGCGAGUCCGACGAACGGUGAGUUUCUGGAUGUUCCGGUGGGGUGUGGACAUGAGCUGACCAUGAUUCCUGCAGGUGUUAGUGUCCGGACUGUCGUUGUGUGA